AUGGGUGCGGCGGUCGGCUUCCUGUCGGGCAUGUUCGGCGUCGGCGGCGGCUUUCUGAUCACGCCGCUCCUCAUCUUCUACAAUAUCCCUCCUGCCGUGGCGGUCGCCACCGGCGCCAACCAGAUCGUCGCCUCCUCGGUCUCCGGCGUCCUGUCGCAUCUCAAGCGCGGCGGCGUCGACUUCAAGCUGGGCGCGGUGCUUCUCGCCGGCGGCCUGAUCGGAUCGACGAUGGGCGUCUACGUCUACUCCUUGCUGCGCGGCAUUGGCCAGCUCGAUCUGAUCGUCUCCAUCCUCUACGUCGUCUUCCUGGGCACGGUCGGUGGCCUGAUGCUGUUCGAGAGCGUCAGGGCGCUGCGCCGCGCGCGCUCGGGCGAGGUGGUGUCGCUGCGCCGGCCGGGCCAGCACACCUGGGUGCACAAACUGCCAUUCAAGAUGCGGUUCAAGACAUCGCGGCUCUAUGUCAGCGUCAUCCCGGUGCUCGGCCUUGGCGCGGUGAUCGGCAUGCUGGCGGCAAUCAUGGGCGUCGGCGGCGGCUUCAUCAUGGUGCCGGCCAUGAUCUACCUGCUCAAGGUGCCGACCAAUGUCGUCAUCGGCACCUCGCUGUUCCAGAUCAUCUUCGUGGCCGCCUAUACGACCGUCGUCCAGGCGGUGACCAACCAGACCGUCGACGUGAUGCUGGCGCUGCUGCUGAUGAUCGGCGGCGUCGCCGGCGCGCAAUAUGGCGCCCGUGCCGGCCAGCGCCUGCGCGGCGAGCAGCUGCGCGCCAUGCUCGCCAUUCUGGUUCUCUUGGUGGCGCUGCGUCUGGCCUAUACGCUCUUCAUCAUGGGCCUGCGCCGCGCCGUCAUCCUCGUCGCCCUCGCAGCCGGGCUGACCGGCACUCCGGCAGCGGCGCAGGAAACGGCGCCGGUCGGCGACACCGAUGCGGCGGCCGCGGCCAACGCCGCCGAGCAGGCGCGGGUGCCCGAGCGCAUCGAGAUCGGCCUGUCGACCGAAACCGUCGCCAUCACCUCCGAUUUCACCGGUCAGGCCCUGACGAUCUUCGGCGCGAUCGACAAUGUCGAUCCGCUCGUCCACCGGCAGGGCCGCUACGACAUCUUCGUUAUCCUGGAAGGACCGCGAUCGGAGCUGGUCGCGCGCCGCAAGGACCGCGUGUUCGGCAUCUGGAUGAAUGUCGAAAGCCAGUCCUUCGACAACACGCCGCAAUCCUAUCUGAUCGCGUCGACCCGGCUGGCGCGCGACAUCACGAGCCUGGACACGCUGGCACGUCUUUCGCUCGGCGUCGGACAGAUCCGCGUCCAGCCGCACCCCGACAAGAAACAGGCCCGCGAAGUCGAGCAGUUCACCUCUGCCUUGAGGCGCCUCAAACGCGGUGACGGUCUUUAUCAAGAGUUUCCCGGCGGCGUGCGGUUCAUCUCGCAAUCGCUGUUCCGCGCCGAGUUGGCCCUGCCGGCCAACGUUCCGCUCGGCCAGCACCGCGCCCGCGCCUAUCUGUUCCGCAACGGCGAGCUGGUGGGCCAGACCGAGGCGCCGCUGCGCAUCGCCAAGGCCGGUUUCGAGUAUGCCGUGUCCGACUUUGCCCGAACCCAGUCGCUCUAUUAUGGUCUGACCUCGGUGCUGCUGGCCCUGUUCGUCGGCUGGCUGGGCCGCAUCGUCUUCAGGAAGGACUGA
Messenger RNA from Effrenium voratum, 1668 nucleotides. NCBI's taxonomy places the organism in Eukaryota, Dinophyceae, Suessiales, Symbiodiniaceae. The record is from the annotation of a GenBank genome assembly.